AUGGCGCCGCGAUUUCAAUACCGCGCCAGCCGCGAGCUUCAUGCUGUUGUUUUAGGAGCAGGUGGUGUUGGCAAAAGUUGCUUAACUGCACAAUUCGUUCACAAUGAGUGGAUUGAGAGUUAUGACCCUACAAUUGAAGAAUCAUAUCGUACCCAAAUACAGGUCGAUGGCCGACAAGUCGUAUUAGAAAUCUUGGAUACCGCUGGAACAGAACAAUUUGUGGCUAUGCGAGAUUUAUACAUGCGUAUGGGCCAAGGGUUUCUCCUAGUGUUCAGCAUUACGUCGCCGUCAUCGUUUAGUGAGCUUGAAGGCCUCCGCGAGGAAAUUAUCCGAAUUAAGGACGACGAAAAUAUCCCCAUGGUCAUUGUAGGGAACAAGGCCGAUUUGGAAGACUCUAGAACGGUACCCCGAGCCAAAGGUUUCACUAUAUCCCAAAAUUGGGGAGCGCCAUAUUACGAGUCUAGUGCUCGAACACACACAAAUGUGGACGAGGUAUUUGUUGAUCUGUGUCGACAAAUGCUGAGAAAGGACGACGAUUAUCUGAAUGUUGCCGAUAACGACGACGCUGCUUCGAAAUUCGACGUCAAAGGCGGAGGCGGUAAGCGCAAAAAGAGACUACGUCUGCGCGAUGCUACGCACCCAAAAUGCGUUAUUCUUUGA
Messenger RNA from [Torrubiella] hemipterigena, 660 nucleotides. The record is from the annotation of a GenBank genome assembly. Lineage: Eukaryota; Fungi; Ascomycota; Sordariomycetes; Hypocreales; Clavicipitaceae.